UUUUUUUUUUCGGUGCCCUUACCGUCGGACGGAGUUUUACCCGCUGGGAUGGGUUCUGGAUCUGACUGAAAAUAAUAGUACCCCCGGACUGCUUAUCGUGAACAACACUCGACAUCGCAUUCAAUCUUUAGCCGACCAACCGCUCGCCAGCUUCAAACCCAUCAAUCAGUCAGUCAGUCAGUCAAUCAAUCAAUCAAUCAUGGCGCCAUCACCGUUCGCAAUCGGGGCUGCGAAGCCAAACCUCUCCUCAAACGACUCCAAAGUCCUCCAGGCCCUCUUUGACGCGGAGUCGUCGCCGUCCCCGGCAUCUUCAGCGGCUCAGACCGACGCUUCGCUCCCUGCGCUCCCACACAUCCCUACAGCUGACCUUCCUGCCCUCCAAGAGCGCGAAGUCCAAGCGAUCCGUCGGCUGCAGACCUCGGAUGCCUCUCCCUCCGUCGAAGCCAUCAAGACCGCCAUCUCCGAACUCUCAGACAUAAUCAAGGACUACCCCAAAUACGCCUCUGCCUACGUGAAUCGUGCACAAGCGUACCGUCUGCUCAUCGACGCGGAAGCCACAGAAGCCUCCUCCGCCACCUCCUGCUCUUCAUCUUCAUCCACACCCACGCCGGCCGCACAUGUCUUCUCCGACCUCGCCGAAGCCAUCACCCUCUUAACCCCAAACACCCCGAUAUCGCCCGUCUCCCCGCUCCAAUCACGCAUCCUCGCAAACGCACACACCCACCGCGCCUACAUCCUCUACAAAGCCGCGCGUACUGAGCCAGAAGCCCGCAACAGCCUCCUCCCCACGACGCUACACGAUGCAAACAGCGACCGGCUAGAAGAGAUGGCAAGCUAUGACUUCCAGGCUGGCGGGAGAUACGGCAACCCGGUCGCGAAGCAGAUGGCAGUGCACACGAAUCCAUACGCGAAGAUGUGCGGCGCGAUCGUCAAGGACGCGAUGAAAGCCGAGAUCAAGCAGUGGGCGGAGUCAAAGUAGCUUUAUUGCUUCUCUAUCUCUCUUUUUGUUUCUUUUCCUUUAUCUUUACCUUUUUUUUUUUCUAUUAUUAUUAUUUCAUUGUAUGGUGUAUUUCCUGGCCUCUUUAUUUGAUAUAUGUCAUACCCCUAGAGGGUUCUUCCUUUAUUUAUGUUACGUAGCGGCUAUUUCAUAUUUUGUACCGAGUAUUUUGUUUCUAUAUAAUGAUUGAUACGAUGAAUAUAUACAUACCUAGAC
Coccidioides immitis RS is the source of this 1213-nucleotide messenger RNA. RefSeq lists its product as uncharacterized. The coding region runs from base 200 to 979 and encodes 259 amino acids. NCBI's taxonomy places the organism in Eukaryota, Fungi, Ascomycota, Eurotiomycetes, Onygenales, Onygenaceae. Gene Ontology annotation, biological process: cilium assembly. The record is from RefSeq and is a predicted model, not a curated record. The transcript has a single exon.